This is a messenger RNA of Microtus oregoni (creeping vole), 1919 nucleotides long. RefSeq names its product globoside alpha-1,3-N-acetylgalactosaminyltransferase 1 (FORS blood group) (gene Gbgt1). The transcript has 7 exons. The coding region runs from base 315 to 1355 and encodes 346 amino acids. Gene Ontology annotation, biological process: carbohydrate metabolic process. Lineage: Eukaryota; Metazoa; Chordata; Mammalia; Rodentia; Cricetidae. Gene Ontology annotation, molecular function: globoside alpha-N-acetylgalactosaminyltransferase activity. Gene Ontology annotation, cellular component: vesicle; Golgi apparatus; membrane. The record is from RefSeq and is a predicted model, not a curated record.
GCCGCACAGUUUCUGUUUUCCGGGUUGGGACGUAUUCCUUUCUCCGUCCUAACGCCGGUCAGCCCAAAGGGAGUGAUUCUGUACCUCCAGGGACAGUCUCACUGAGCUCUACUCUGCCCCACCCGGUCCUCGCACCGCAUCCACCGCAGCGGCCGAGGAGGAGAUCCGGGAGCCAGUCCAAGUGGGCCAAAGUGCAGGAGUUGAGAACUCAAGAGCGGCAGGUUCCGAGCCUGACAGACCUGGGAGGGAAGUGCCUGAUUGGCCAAAGUCUUUGGGGUCGCUAAAGGUGCCUGGCUUCUGUACAGCACCCAGUGAUGGCCCGCCAAAGACUGGCCCUGGGCCUGGCAUUCUGCCUGGUUGCUAGCACAAGUCUCUGGCUCCUGUGGGGAUUUGCCAGGGACUGGCUGCUGGUCUCCUAUGUGCCUUUUUACCUCCCCUGCCGAGACUCCAACAUGAAACUGCAGUUCAGGCAGGAGAAGUUGUUCCAGCCCGUGACACAGUUCCAGUACCCUCAGCCUAAGCUGCUAGAACACAGACCCACAGAGCUACUGACGCUUACCCCCUGGCUGGCACCCAUCAUCUCCGAGGGAACCUUCAACCAAGAGCUUCUGCAGAAUAUGUACCAGCCGUUGAACCUGACCAUCGGAGUCACCGUAUUCGCCGUGGGGAAGUACACCUACUUCAUUCGACCCUUCCUGGAGUCAGCUGAAGAGUUCUUUAUGCGUGGGUACCAAGUACACUACUACCUCUUCACCCACGACCCUGCAGCCGUUCCCAGAGUCCUCCUGGGCCCUGGGCGCCUCCUCAGCAUCGUCCCCAUCCAGGGUCACUCCCGGUGGGAGGAGAUCUCCAUGCGCCGGAUGGAGACCAUCAGCAAACACAUUGCCGAGAGGGCUCACAAAGAAGUGGAUUACCUCUUCUGUCUCGAUGUGGAUAUGGUCUUCCGUAACCCAUGGGGCCCCGAGACUUUGGGGGAUCUAGUGGCUGCCAUUCACCCAGGCUAUUUCGCUGUACCUCGCCAGCAGUUCCCUUAUGAACGCAGGCAAGUUUCCGCUGCCUUUGUGGCAGACAGUGAGGGGGACUUCUAUUAUGGUGGGGCAGUCUUUGGGGGACGAGUGGCCCAGGUGUAUGAGUUUACCAGGGGCUGUCACAUGGCCAUCCUGGCGGACAAAGCCAAUGGCAUAAUGGCAGCCUGGCAGGAGGAGAGCCACCUGAACCGCCGUUUCAUCUGGCACAAGCCAUCCACAGUGCUGUCUCCAGAGUACCUCUGGGAUGAUAGGAAGCCCCAGCCCCCGAGCCUGAAGCUGAUCCGAUUCUCUACAGUGAAAAAGGAUACCAACUGGCUCAGGAGCUGACAGUGGAGCUGAGACCCACCCAAAGCCCAGCCCUGCCCACCUCAGUCUACUGGAGGAGUUCAACCAGGAAGAUGACUGGAGAGGAAGUGUAAACUGUGAGGGGCUGUGCACCCACAGUCAUACAUUGUUCCGAUACCAGUGGUUGGACAAGAGGGAGUCAGGGCCUGGCAGGCCUCACAACUACCCAAGGCAUGGAUGUGUCUUUCCAGGACUGGCCCUGGCAUCCAGCCCUAUUCGAAGUGCCUGGUGGCCUGCUUCUGCCCUCACUUAGUACAUGCUGCUUUUGAGUUGUGUCUUGGGGAUCAAACAGGGGCCGUGCACGCUGAAGGGAAGUGCUCCUCCCCCGAGCCCCGGCCUGCUGCCUUCAAUCUGCACUGUGAUAUCCUCGUCCUGAGUACCAUGCUGUUCCCCCAGCCACGUGUGUUCUUCACUCCGGGUCCCAGAGCUAGCUCUGAAGCAGAGCAGACUUAGGUUCCUUCUGGUCACCUGUAUCCCAUGAGGUAGCUCACUCUCAGGGACUAGAUGUCUGUCUGUGGUAGCUUCCAAUAAAGAUGGUGUGAUCUA